Molecule: messenger RNA, 1506 nt
Organism: Asterias rubens (European starfish)
Lineage: Eukaryota; Metazoa; Echinodermata; Asteroidea; Forcipulatida; Asteriidae
Product: UPF0691 protein C9orf116 homolog
Exons: 4
Coding region: 79-456 (125 amino acids)
Biological process (GO): axoneme assembly
Cellular component (GO): axonemal microtubule
Source: RefSeq, a predicted model, not a curated record
GCCGCGCAACAACACCGGUCGACAUCAACAGAUUGUUGAAGUUAAAAUUACAAAGAAAUUUCAAGAUAAAUUACAGAAAUGGCAGCAGCAGACAAUAGACUGACUCUUCCAGAAGAGAUGCAGAAUCCACUUGUUGAGGGAACGAACCAAUUGCCAGACCCAACACAGACAGCACCUGCUGUGAGGCCACAGAAUGAGAACACAUCGGACUAUUACCACACCAAGAACAUUCCUGACAGAUUUGAGCACCCAGAGUGCUUUGAAGGGUAUGAGAGCAAGCCACAGAACCCUAUGUACAGAACGACCAACAUGACCUAUGGAAAUAAGAAACCUACAGUACACACCAUGCCCACCACCUUCAGAGCAAGGUCGCAAAAAUUCUCAGUGCAUCUUGGUACAUGUGGCAUGUAUCGCAAUGAAGGUCUAAACACAGCUCUGGAUGAAAACAAGGUCUGAUGACGAAGAGGCGACCAACCAGCGUAAUUUUUUAAUUGGUCUGAACGCCGUGUUUCAGCCAUACUCAGCAGGCACAUGUGUACACUACCAAAAAGGCCAGCAUUAUAGCUUGAGAAUUGUUGACUGCCAAGAAAGUAAGGUUCCAUCUUUCUGGUCAUCUCUCGCUGAAUUAGAUUGUGAAUUAAGAUACCUACUAGCUGAAUCACUCGCAAGGAGAAUUGGAUGAUGUCAUAUUACUCAUAAUUAUACAGUUAUUAACCCUAGCCGCGCCACAGGUCAAUUUAAUCAGAAAAACUCCUCAGAAUUCUUUACGAAGAAACGUGAGUAUUCUGAAGCUUCUGGUUCAAUCACACCGUGAUCAGAGACAAACAAGUAUCAGAAUGCUUCGAGAUUAACUCUGUACCCACUUUAACAUUUUCGAAUCGCUUAUUGGCAGGGCCGAUUAAAUCACUCAUAUUUACAUCGAUUUUUCAACACACCAGGAAAGUUGAUCCCGACUGAAGGCUCAAUCAAGUUCAGAGCUCCAAACUAACAUCUUGAAGCAAUACUUUUAGUGACUAAGACCCAAUUUCAUGGAGCUGUUGAAGCAGAAAAUAUUGCUGAAAUUUAUUUUGCUAAGCAAAAACAAGCAAGGUACCAGUCACAUGGUACUUGUGACAUGGUAUUUUGGUUAAGCAGCCGAAUUGGGCCCCUGCAGAGUCGGACAACUAAAAUGUAAAUUUAAGCGGCUUUUUUUAAAAUGAUGAACAUGUGCAGUCGUUCCAGACAUACAUUGUUUGCUGAGUUUGGUUUGAACGAAUUGUAAAUUACCUGUAUGUAAAUAGCGAAUAACAAAUUCUUUUACUUCUUUAUUAAACUGUUUGUAAAUAUGUUGACAAUGUUGUUUUUUACCACUAAAUGCAAUGGGUUUCUUGUUUUUUGUUUUUUUAUCAUUUAAUUGUAUCCACCAUUUUCAGAAUAAUGUAACAAAAAUUGCAAUAAAAUUAUCCGUCCAUUCUGUGAACUGAAAACCUGCACCUUUUGAAAUUUAACUCUGUUUUUUUUUUUAAA